Messenger RNA from Vigna radiata var. radiata (mung bean), 1906 nucleotides. Its product is annotated as transcription repressor OFP4. The record is from RefSeq and is a predicted model, not a curated record. Gene Ontology annotation, biological process: negative regulation of DNA-templated transcription. The transcript is spliced from 2 exons. Lineage: Eukaryota; Viridiplantae; Streptophyta; Magnoliopsida; Fabales; Fabaceae. Gene Ontology annotation, molecular function: DNA binding. The coding region runs from base 336 to 1481 and encodes 381 amino acids.
CCAUGGAUUUUGUAACUGAGAUGAACGUAGUAGAUAUGAAGAAAAAAAGCAAAAGCUAAAUGCUGUUGCAAUCUAGAGACCAACAUAGAUGUGUGCAUGUUUGCUGGAAGAAAUGAUGAGAAAAAGUAACAGGGUGGACAUACCUGGUCCCCUUGCUUUUAUUUUGGAACUUUUCUUAUGCAGUGGACCACCAACUUGAUUUUUUCCUAUUAUAAACCAUGUUUUCUGGUUCUCUAAUCUUUCAUUUCUCAUGAAGUUGAACAAUUGUGAGGUAUCACAAUAAAGAAACACUGAGAGAAGAGAGAAGGCAAGGCUGUGCUUGUUUCAUAUCCUUGAUGGGUAAUAACAGGUUCAGAUUGUCUGAUAUGAUGCCAAAUGCAUGGUUCUAUAAGCUCAAAGAUAUGAGCAAAUCAAGGAAGAAAAAUGGCCCUCAUGUUAUGAAGAACAAAGUUACCUCACCAACAACCUCCCAAAGGUCACAACCUAGAUACUCUCAUUGUUUCUCCAUUGAACCCAACAUAACUGGUAAGUUAUACAACUCUCCUAUUUACACUAAGCACUCAGACAACAUAUUCAUUGAUUCACCAAGAAGAUCAUCUAAAAGAAGAACCAAGAGAAAAACCAUUUAUAAGCCUUCUCCCACAGUUGUCUCUUCACCAGUCAUAGAAAGUUUUAGUUCUCAUUCCACAAAUUGGAUUAAGCCAAAUCCACCUCACUCUUCUGACUAUUAUCUCUCCUCCUCCGAGAGUUCUUAUGAAUCAAACUUCCAUCAAUAUGUUUCAUCUGAGUCUGAGUGUGACAAGUUCACUAUUCCUGACCUUCUUAAUGGAGUAGCCUCUGAAUGCAGUUGUAGAGUUAGCUCUUCCACCAAUGACAUCAUCAUUGACAUGAAAAAUGAACCAUUCACUGGAAAUUCUCAAAAUCUUGAUGGGUUUGACACAAUUUCACAAUUAGGCCUUCCUCCAAUAUUGACAAAGCCAGUGAAGUUUGAUGAUAAGGUCAUUGAAGCCAUUGAUUUGAGAAGAUCAACUAAAUUUGAUGAGGUAAAUUCUCAUCAAUCUCAAGCUGUUAAAGUUAGCAAAGAGGAAAGCAGCAGAACUAAGAGAGACAGAAAAACCUGUCCAGUAUCUAGAAUUUCCUCUGCUAAUUCUACUGGUAUAAGACUUAGAGUCAAUUCUCCCAAACUUGCAAGCAAGAAAGUUCAAGCCUAUGCAAGAAGGAGUGUUUCAUCCAAAGCAGGCAAGGCCUCAGUGGAUACAGGGUUUCCAGAGGGAUUUGCUGUUGUUAAGUCCUCACUUGAUCCACAAAGAGACUUCAGGGAAUCAAUGGUGGAGAUGAUAGUGGAGAACAAUAUCCGAGCAUCAAAAGAUUUGGAGAACUUGCUUGCAUGCUAUCUUUCACUGAAUUCAAGGGAAUACCAUGAUCUCAUUGUCAAAGCAUUUGAGCAAAUUUGGUAUGAUAUGGCUCUACUUGGAAUGUAAAGAUUUUUGAAUUAUCCAAUGCAUGUGUAUAGUCUUAGCCAAUGGAGAAAAAUGGAAGAUGUAAAAACUGUAAACAUGGGUUGAGUUGUGUGGAAAUGGGAAGUGUUGAAGCAAAUAAAGGGAAGAAAAGUUAAUGCAGAAGAUGAUGAGGACCACAAAAUGAUGACAACACAGGCUGUAGGAGAAAUAAUAAAAGGUGUGGGAGGACCACAUUAGAGUGAGGAAAAAAGUCCACUUAGCCAACUAGACAGUGUUAUAAGGUGAAAAAUGUAUGAUAAUUGCACAUUUCAUCACUCUCUUUAAUUUACUUUUCUUUGCUAAAAGUUGAUCAGUCUCUUUACACACACCCUAAUGUUUCUUUCAAAAAUCCAGUGGAGACAGAAAGUUUAGAUUUUAGAUGGCCUGAAAGUUUAGUGUUGUGGGAC